Molecule: messenger RNA, 1488 nt
Organism: Stylonychia lemnae
Lineage: Eukaryota; Ciliophora; Spirotrichea; Sporadotrichida; Oxytrichidae
Source: the annotation of a GenBank genome assembly
AUGGAACCGGAAGAAUGUGCAGCAUUUAGAAAUGCUAUUGAAAACAAGAAAAAUAGGCAUGCUCCUCAAUAAGAAGAGCUUCCAAUUUCAAAUAAUCAAAAGAAAUUUAAUUAUCUCUACAUGACUAAUACAACAUUAUACAUGAAACAAUAAAACUUGAAUGAGCAGCAAGUACAUAUUAAAAAGAAGAAUCUCAGAAUAUUGAUGAUAUUUUUAUGCGCCUCAGUUAAUUUCGGAAAGUAUUUAUUUUAUAUAUCAACUAAAAUUUAUAGUGCUUUUACAGGUAACUCAAUGCCACCCCUCUAGAGAGAAAUUCAAUAAUAAAUGGGAAUUAUUGAUUCAGAUUUCAAUCUAAUAAUUUGCAUCAGAAAUUUACCAAAUUUGAUAGUACCCUUUGUACUUGCCAAUUUUAUUGAGAAAUAUGGAAUGAAAAAAACUCUAAUAAGUUUGUCCAUUAUGUGUUCUCUCGGAUAGCUUUUACAAACACUAGGGUUAACAUACAUGAAUUUUUAUCUCUGCGCGAUUGGAAGGAUCAUUUUCGGUUUUAGAUCUUUGAUAAGUGCAUAUUAUGUUACUACUAUUCAUGAGGCUGUUAUAGAAAAUAAUCUAAAGGAUAGAGCAAAAGAAAAGGAAAAGGAGGAGUAAGAGUUAAUAAAAUCUAAGAAUACUGAGAAAUAAAUAGAUUUAGAUCAAGAUGUGAGACAAGAUUUAAAUCAGGUUAAAAAGGGAGAGCUUCCCUAUGAGUACUUCUUAUUAUGCAUUGUAUAUUCGUUCGGAUUUUGUUGUGUACACUCAUUCUAUCACAACAUGAGCAAUUUGUUACAAUCUAGGUUUGGAUUCAAUAAUGAAGAUGCUGGACAUAUUUCAUCUCUUCCUUAUAUCAUAGCUGCUUUCUCAACUCCAAUACUAGGUAUGAUAUUUUCAAGAUUUGGUGAAAGGCACUAUGACAAAGUUAUCUUAUCUGCAACUUUCACCCUUCUUAUUGUACACUCUACUAUUUUAUACAUACCUGAUGCCUUGCCAGGAUAACCACCUCAAUACUUGGUCAUUGCCCCAAUUGCUUUGUUUGGAUUAGGUCAUGCCCUAUUUCUUGCUAAAGCAUUUUCAUAUAUGAAAAUCAGUGAAAAUAUUGGGACAAUGCUAAUGACAUACACAACUGGAAUAAUAAGAGUUAGAACAAAUAGCUUUCACGCGGUUAAUGCUUUAUUUACGACUAUGGCCGUAAUUGUGAACAUUGCAGCUCUAGUCUACUAUAGAGCAGUUCAAAUCAAAUUCAAUCAAGAUGAUCUUAAACAAUAAAAGGAGGGGAAGGACAUUUUUUAUGAUCAGAUCAAUUAAUUUGAUGAUUCGAUUGUAAAGAGUGACUAAGGACAACCAGAACAUAGAGGAUAGAAAAAUGGUGAUACAUCAAAUGAUUAAUCAACUACAAUAGGUGAGGACGAAGAUGAUUUAUUUAUCGAGGAGAACGCUUAGAUUAACUUAAAAUGA